AUGCCUCCCUCCGGUCUGGCAAUACUCAUUGGAGCGGGACCUACCAGCGGCGCAGGCAUAUGUAGAAUUCUCGCACAUCCAUCUCAUGGAAAUCUUGCCGUCGCUGUUCUGGCUCGAAAUUCGGAUAAUCUGAAUGCGGUAGCGAAAGGAAUCCGCUCGUCCACUCCCAACCCAGUAGAAGCCUUUCCCACCGACACCUCGCCCGAGAAGCUCUCCAAAGCUUUCUCCGACAUCCGCUCCCAUAGCUCCUUCAAGGACUUGAAGCUCAAGGUGGCUGUUUUUCAUGUCAAACAUGCCUCCAAGAAACCUUUUCUUGAGGAAUCUCAUUCCGAUUUCACCGAAUCGCUCAACACGUAUGUUGGAGGUGCAAUGGCAUUUUCAAAGGAGGUAGUGAGGAUGCUCUUCGACCAACACGGACAGACACUUCUGGCAGACGGUGGUGGAAAGAAAGGCACACUGAUCUUUACUGGGACCCUCGGGGCCAUGAGAACGAAUGCGAACUUUGCGGCAUAUGGAGCUUCGCGGUCAGGGGCACGGUCGCUGGCCCAAGCCUUAGCGAAAGAGUACUCGCCGAGUGGCAUACAUGUCGUACAUACAAUAGCAAACGGCGGGAUCAAGGACGAAGAUGGGGAAGCACAGCACCAGGGCAAAGUCAUGAAGGCUGAAAGCGUGGGGUGA
Messenger RNA from Letharia lupina, 678 nucleotides. RefSeq lists its product as uncharacterized. The transcript has 6 exons. The coding region runs from base 1 to 678 and encodes 225 amino acids. NCBI's taxonomy places the organism in Eukaryota, Fungi, Ascomycota, Lecanoromycetes, Lecanorales, Parmeliaceae. The record is from RefSeq and is a predicted model, not a curated record.